Triticum turgidum subsp. durum (durum wheat) is the source of this 2391-nucleotide messenger RNA. Lineage: Eukaryota; Viridiplantae; Streptophyta; Magnoliopsida; Poales; Poaceae. The record is from the annotation of a GenBank genome assembly.
AUGGCGCUGUCCGCGUCGGCGGCGUCGGCGGGGAGGGGCGCGCGGGCCGAGAAGGUGCGCAGGAUCUUCGAGCGCUUCGACGCCAACGGGGACGGCGGGCUCGACCGGGCCGAGAUGGCCAAGCUCGUCGUCGCCGUCAACCCGCGGGUCAAGUUCAGCGACGACCAGAUCUCCGCCAUCCUCGACGAGGUCUUCCGCACCUACGCCGAGUUCAUCCUGCCGGGGGGCCAGGGCCUGUCCCUCACCGGCCUGCUCGCCGUCGCCGCGUCGCUGCUCGACGACCACCUCAAGCCGCUCGGCAUCGGCGGCACGGGCCCCUCGUCCAGCUCCCGCGCCGCCGUCGCCGCGCCGGCCUGGGCGACCUCGCCCAGCCACGGGAUUGCGUUCGAUUCCUCCUGGGCGCUCCUCGACGACCUGGAGAUACUCGUCAAGCGCCUCCGCUCCAAGCAGCUGCGGAAGACCUCCUCCAUCGACACCAGCGGGGGCGGCAGCAAUCUCGACUCCUUCUCUGAGGCCGGCUGGUCCAGGGAGAUCUCCGCCUCCGCCGAUUCGGGUUUGGCGUCCGCGCCGUGGGACGAGACGAGCCGGGACUACCUCACCUUCGUCAAGGAGCUCGCUGUUCUCCGCACGCGCGCGGACGCCUCCCGCUCUCGCGAGGAGGCCUUCGACAACCACAUGGUCAUCGGCCGGGCGCUCUCCGAGCACCGCCUCUUCCGAGACGCCCUUGCCAGCUUCCGCCGUGGCUGCGAGCUUCAGCCCACCGACGUCCGCCCGCACUUCCGCGCUGGUAACUGCCUCUACGCCCUGGGCCGCCACGCCGAGGCCAAGGAGGAGUUCCUCCUUGCCCUCGAGGCGGCAGAGGCAGGUAACUCCCAGUCCGCGGACAUUCUCCCACAGAUCCAUGUCAACCUUGGUAUUGCAAUGGAGGCUGAGGGGAUGGUGCUUGGUGCGUGCGAGCACUAUCGAGAGGCUGCCAUACUGUGCCCAUCCCAUGCCCGCGCGCUGAAGCUCCUUGGGAGUGCACUCUUUGGUGUUGGGGAAUACCGUGCAGCCGAGAAGGCACUGGAGGAGGCCAUCUUCCUGAAGCCAGACUAUGCUGAUGCGCACUGUGAUCUUGGGUCAGCCUUGCAUGCAGUAGGGGACGAUGACCGUGCAGUUCAGGAGUUCCAGAAAGCAAUUGAUCUUAAACCUGGGCAUGUUGAUGCCUUAUACAAUCUUGGUGGAUUGAACAUGGACGCAUGCCGAUUUGUGCGAGCCGCGGAGAUGUAUACUCGUGUGCUGAGCAUCCGACCAAACCAUUGGCGUGCUCAGCUAAACAAGGCAGUCGCUUUGCUUGGGCAGGGAGAGUCUGAGGAGGCCAAGAAGGCACUCAAGGAGGCAUUUAAGAUGACACAAAGGGUGGAGGUGUAUGAUGCCAUCUCACAUCUGAAGACACUGCAGAAAAAGAAGCCAAAGCCUUCAAAAGGAAAACAUGAUGCUCAAGGAGAGGAAGCCUUUGUUAUUGUAGAAGCAUCCAAGUUCAAGAGGGUUGGAAGUAAGACCACAUUGCGGCAGGAUUUGGCCAAUGCCCUUGAUAUAAGGGCCUUCGAGAGGACAACAAAGCUUGGCCACUGUGAUGCUGAGCUUCUGAGGAAAGAGAUGAAUGAGACUGAUGUCCCCGUAUCCUACUCAGGCACUGGCAUCCCAGAGAAGUCGAUCAGGAAAGCAGCUCUUGAGGUUAUUCUUCGCAGGCUCCUAUCUUUCCUCAAGCCAGAUACCUUCCAGGGUGCUGUCAAAGCAAUGAACGAAAGAAUUCUCUCGGUCCUUGAUGCGUCUGGCUCUGGCCGCGUUGAUCUUGGGAUGUUCUUUGCUAUUAUUGCUCCAAUCUGUUCUGGUCCUGUGGAUAGGCGCAAGCGUGUCGUCUUCGAUGCACUUCUUUGGCGUCCUGCAAGCGAAGGUGGCAGGGGCCAGAUCAGGAGGAGUGACGCGCUAAGUUACAUUAAACUUCUCCGUGCCGUUUACAUACCAACCCAUGGGGCUAGUGAUAUGCUUGAAAUGCAUGGGGAGUCUGACCCUACCAUGGUAUCGUACAUAGAGUUCCUCGAGAUGUUCAAUGAUCCUGAUUGGGGGUUUGGAAUUCUAACCACACUGGUGAAGCUUGAAGGCAGUGAUCAUGUUCGCCACGGCAGCCACACCUGCUCCAUAUGCAGAUAUCCUAUCAUCGGUUCACGGUUCAUGGAAACAAAACACUCCUUUAGCUUGUGUAACCGGUGCUACAGUGAAGGGAAGGUUCCAUCAGCCUUCAAGUUGGACGAGUACAGGUUCAAAGAAUACAGCAACGAGUCGGAGGCUCUUAUAGACAAGUGCAUGUGCUUUAACUUGAAUUCUAAGAAGCUGGAAGCUGAUGCUUGA